AUUUCUGGAAGGAAAGAAUGAAACUCCUCUGUCCAACUGUCCAAGACAGUUCGUAAGAUCUGUUUGGCUGCUUUCAAUGUGGGACGUGCAGCGAGUCCUUAUGGAAAAGUAAUACUGGUAGUUGAAAACAAUCAUUGAAUAGAAGAUUCCGUAUUCAGAAGGCAUUCUCAUCGGAGGCAGCAAUCAUUUGAACGAUUCAGUUUGUUGUCCCAGUCCACCCAGUCAACUGAGUCUGUCCUCCACUACAGCAGGAGUCCAGCUUUCACAACGAAAAACUGUAAAGUAAAAAAUAAUUUCGUUUGUAGGAGACGCUCACACACGUACACACGCGCGUACACCACAAUUUGCCCUGCCGCGGCGCUCGAAGCAUCGAGGAAAGUUCGCUUGGUAGAUCUACUGGCUUUACGGAGUGUUCCAGGUCUGGAUAGGACCGCAGCGCUACAGUAGGACCAUGCCGGGACCGAAGUCGCUCUUUGGUAAGAAGACCAGCUUCGUGCCGAAGAAGAGCGCACCAGCACGACGCUCCGCGUCGCUGACCAGUUUGAAUCGCCUGGACGAGAGCACGUAUUCGGCGGCGGACUUGAAGGGCCACUUGUCGGCCGACCCCGAGUCGUCGAGCAGGGGGGUGGUUCGCCUGAGGCUGGGCGACAGCGAGCUGGCGUUCGAUCGAGAAGAGGGUACCUGGUUCCUAGAAAACUCCAGUGGAGGCGGUGGAAUGACACGCGGUGCAGUCAAGGAGCUGGCACGUCUUCGCAAACAGAACGUUCAGCUAGCCGAAGAGAACAACUUGCUCAAGUACAAGCUGGAGGUGAUGGUGGAUAUGCUUGUAGCCAGUAACGCCGAUGCCAAUGCACAGAGCCGGGACCUGCAGACGCUGAGAAAGCGCAGCUAGCCAGUGUGCGUGCGUGCAUGCCUCUUCACACACCACCUACCAGUGUAUGACACUGACGACAAUGGUUCUGCUGCGACCCAAGAUGGGGCCCGUUUCAUCAGUGCAGUUCGAGUUUUGAGCAGCCGGCCCCUCUAAUUCUCAAUGUCCCACUGGUGUACAUAUACAUAUAGAUGUUCAGCGGACUAUAGUUUUGGCUAGUUGUACUAGUUGGCGGGUAUAAAUUUUAGAUCCACUCGUGCAUGUAUGUUCCGUAGCUGCAAUUGCGGGACUAAAACCGUUGGCUGAAGGUGUGUAGUAGCUGACCUCCUUGAGAACUUUGUGUGCAGGUAGGGUUGCCGCGCUGAUUGCAGUGCGAUCCUGGCAGGCGCAUGCAACCGUGUGUGUGUGUGUGUGUGUGUGUGUGUGUGUGUGUGACGUGUGUGUGUUUGUGUGUGUGUGCGCGCGCGUGUGUGUGUGUGUGUGUGUGUGUGUGUGUGUGUGUGUGUGUGUGUGUGUGUGUGUUCAGCAUUCCACUGUGUGCCUAUUCACUCAUAGUAUGAUGCAGGGAGCGAGCAUUUUCUUGUUCUGUAGUUGAGAAUCACUUGUGCUUCGAUAACAUAAUAAUUAUUAUUAUGAUUUCUUCCAACAGUCA
Sycon ciliatum is the source of this 1523-nucleotide messenger RNA. RefSeq names its product protein chibby homolog 1-like. Lineage: Eukaryota; Metazoa; Porifera; Calcarea; Leucosolenida; Sycettidae. Bases 452 to 892 code for a protein of 146 amino acids. The record is from RefSeq and is a predicted model, not a curated record. The transcript is spliced from 3 exons.